This is a messenger RNA of Cannabis sativa, 447 nucleotides long. Its product is annotated as transcription factor UPBEAT1. The transcript has a single exon. Gene Ontology annotation, biological process: regulation of DNA-templated transcription. NCBI's taxonomy places the organism in Eukaryota, Viridiplantae, Streptophyta, Magnoliopsida, Rosales, Cannabaceae. The record is from RefSeq and is a predicted model, not a curated record. The coding region runs from base 1 to 447 and encodes 148 amino acids.
AUGGGAGUUACUGAUCAAUGCGCUGUCGUUCGAGGAAGUCAUCAUGAUGAUGAGGUGGCACAAAACAAGACGGUGGUUGAAGGGGUGUUGAUGAAACGACAUGUCGUUUCCCGGAGAACAAGUACUAGAAGUGGAGUACAUAAUAAUAAGAGGAUCUUGAUGAAGAAGAGAAAAGGGUCAUCAUCAUCAUCAUCAUCAUCAAGAACAACAACAACAGAAGGAAGUGGUGGAAUCGUGAGAAAGGUCAAAACCCUAAAGAGGCUUGUUCCUAAUGGGAGGGAAUCAGAAGGGUUGGAUGGGCUUUUCAGAGAAACCGCUGACUAUAUUUUGAGUCUCCAAUUGAGAGUUAGAGUUAUGCAGAUUAUGGUUGAUGUGUUAUCAUCAGAACCACCACCAGCUGCUACUUCUUCUUCUUCUGAUGAUGAUUAUGAUCGUGAUGAAGAGUGA